AGUCAGGGCGGUCUCCCGGGGGCCCGCGAACCAAGCCAGCGGUCCGCGGCGAAUCGUGUUUCCAACCCGACCUCAUCUCCUCCGCACUCUCCGAAAUGCACAAGUUCGACACCAACUGCAUGACGCUGACGCGUUUCGUGCUGCAAGAGCAGCGCAAAGUGCCGGAGGCGACCGGGGAUCUGACGCAGCUGCUCAACAGUAUUCAGACCGCCGUAAAAGCCGUGAGCUCGGCCGUGAGGAAGGCCGGCAUAGCCAAGUUGCACGGUAUUGCAGGAACUGUAAACGUUCAAGGAGAAGAUGUUAAAAAGUUGGAUGUUCUCUCCAACGAACUGUUCAUCAAUAUGUUGAAAUCAUCCUUCACUACAUGCCUCCUAGUGAGCGAAGAAAAUGACACCUACAUAGAGGUGGAAACGGAAAGGAGAGGCAAAUACAUAGUAUGUUUCGAUCCUCUUGAUGGCUCAUCCAACAUAGAUGUUCUUGUGACGAUUGGAUCAAUUUUCUCUAUUCUGAGAAAGACGACCGAUGAGCCUUUGAGUGAGAAGGAUGCUCUCCAGCCAGGAAAUAAACUGGUUGCUGCCGGGUACGCAGUCUACGGCAGUGCCACCAUGAUGGUCCUGACUUGUGGCCGCGGUCAGGGAGUGAACGGCUUCAUGCUUGACCCGGUAGGAUAUGCCAUUGGUGAGUUUGUACUGACGGAUGUCAACAUUCAGAUCCCCAAUCGUGGCAAGAUAUUUAGUAUAAAUGAGGGCUAUUCACAUUUAUGGGAUGAAGCAGUAACAGAAUACGUGAAAAACAAGAAAGAUCCCAAGCAAGGGAAGCCUUAUGGAGCUCGUUAUGUAGGUUCCAUGGUCGCAGAUGUACAUCGAACAUUGAAAUAUGGAGGUAUAUUCAUGUACCCAGCAACUAAAGAUGCUCCUAAUGGAAAACUGCGACUACUUUACGAGUGCAAUCCUCUUGCAUUCAUUGUUAAAGAAGCUGGUGGACUUGCAACUACAGGCAAGAUUCCUAUUUUGGAUGUGCAGCCGACAGCAAUUCAUGAAAGAUCACCUAUAUUUUUGGGUUCCAAAGAUGACGUGCAAGACCUUAUUGAUCUAUAUAAAAAAUAUUCAAAUUAAAAAAAAAUAAAAAAAAUUAAUAAUCCAGUAUUUUUAGGAUUUUUGUCAAUAUGAGACUGAUUAAAAAAAGUACAAUAAAAAUGUGACUUCCAUAAAUUUAUUUACAAAUCUUUCCACUGCCAUGUCAUACACAAAGUUUAUCCAAUAAUUAUAAAGUACAUCUUAUAUAAUUAGGAUGAAUAAAGAAUGGUCUCAGUUGAGACCUAUUAUUGUACUCAAUAUAAAACACACGUGACAAAAGUACAAAGAAAACAGCACUAAUACUGAGAGAAGUGCAUGUA
Gryllus bimaculatus (two-spotted cricket) is the source of this 1396-nucleotide messenger RNA. The record is from the annotation of a GenBank genome assembly. NCBI's taxonomy places the organism in Eukaryota, Metazoa, Arthropoda, Insecta, Orthoptera, Gryllidae.